AUGGUCCGCCACAAGAAAGACCCCCGAAGCAAAAAGACCUUCACCGUUCACCCAAAACGCGGCGGCGGCAACGCGCAGCACAACGAGCAAGACGAUGACCCCUCCACCGGCGCCGCCUCCUCGUCAUCUGGCCGACCGCGCCCGCCCUUCAAGGCCGCCUGCUGGGACCUGGGCCACUGCGACCCCAAGCGCUGCAGCGGGAAGCGCCUCAUGAAGGUCGGGCUCAUGCGCGGCCUCCACCUCGGCCAGCGCCACAACGGCGUCAUCAUCACCCCCAACGGCAAGCACGUCGUGUCGCCCGCCGACAGGGAGCUGCUCGAGACCUACGGCGCCGCCGUCGUCGAGUGCUCCUGGGCCAGGACCAAGGAGGUUCAGUGGAGCAAGGUCGGCGGCAAGUGCGAGAGGCUGCUGCCGUACCUGGUCGCCGCCAACACCGUCAACUACGGCAAGCCGUGGAGGCUGAACUGUGCUGAGGCACUUGCCGCUGCCUUUGCCAUCUGCGGCCACCUAGACUGGGCGACUCAGGUGCUGGAGCCCUUCUCGUACGGGGAGGCCUUCUUGAAGAUCAAUGCGUCGCUGCUGAAGAAGUAUUCUGAAUGUGAGGAUGAGAAGGCUGUCAAGAGGACCGAGGAGGAGUGGAUGGCGCGGCUUGAGAAGGAGUAUGCCGACAAUCGAGAAGAAGGCUCCGAUGAUGACAUGUGGAAGAGCGGCAAUGUGAACCGGCGGGUCAUCCAAGAUUCAGACGAGGGGGAGGAGGACUCAGAUGAGGAGGGGAGUGGCGAGGACGAAGAGGACGGUGAAGAUGACGACAACAGUGUGGAUGGCAUUUACCUUGGCAAGAAGCCAGACCCUACACCAAAGGAAGCAAGCGAGGAAAAAGACCCAUUUGACAUCUCAGACGACAGCGAAGAAGAAGAUGCGGCCAUGGAAGAGAUCCGGAGGAAAGUCCUGGCGUCAAGACCUUUUGCCAACCCUGAGAAUUCAGACCAGAAGAAGCGCCCCGAGACGAUAUCAAGACCGCAACAACCGACAGGGAAGAUGAAGGUUGACUCGGAUGCCGAGCCCGAUUCCGACAACGGCGAGGAAGAUGACGAGUUCGACAAUAUCAUUGCUGCAACACCGAUGACCGAUAGGAUAGGGCUCAGCAAGCUGGAGAAGGAGCGGUCACAGUCGACAGUCACGAGCAGGACGUUCAUGUCGACUAAUAUCUCCGCGCCAAAACGCUGGUAG
Molecule: messenger RNA, 1230 nt
Organism: Diaporthe amygdali
Lineage: Eukaryota; Fungi; Ascomycota; Sordariomycetes; Diaporthales; Diaporthaceae
Exons: 1
Coding region: 1-1230 (409 amino acids)
Biological process (GO): maturation of SSU-rRNA
Molecular function (GO): rRNA small subunit aminocarboxypropyltransferase activity
Source: RefSeq, a predicted model, not a curated record